Messenger RNA from Onychostoma macrolepis, 3485 nucleotides. RefSeq names its product WD repeat, SAM and U-box domain-containing protein 1-like. Gene Ontology annotation, molecular function: ubiquitin-protein transferase activity; protein binding. The transcript is spliced from 12 exons. Lineage: Eukaryota; Metazoa; Chordata; Actinopteri; Cypriniformes; Cyprinidae. Bases 184 to 1635 code for a protein of 483 amino acids. The record is from RefSeq and is a predicted model, not a curated record. Gene Ontology annotation, biological process: protein ubiquitination.
GGAGGUUCACAGAGGCCUGAGCUUCAGGAAUCAUUCUCUGUGUAUGUUUGCUUAACAUAUAGCUGUAUAACCUCUGUUUUAUAUGGGUUAUUGUGUUAAAGUUGUGCAUUUCCAGAUAUUGAUUUACUUAAAUGUAUUUUCGGGGUUUUAAAAACAGUCUUCAUGUGAAUCUUCUGCCAUGAGAUGGUCAUCAUGGCAUCGCUGCUCUGCUCUCUUCAGGACCAUCGUGACGACGUGAACUGCCUCGCGCUCUCGGACCGUUUUCUGGCCUCGUGCUCCGGAGACAAAACCGUGCGCGUGUAUUCCUGCGAGGACUUCCGCGAGCUGCGCUUCUCUCCUCUGCGCGCGCACGCGUACGGCGUUCACUGCUGCUGCUUCAGUAGCUGCGGCCGCUAUCUGGCGUCCUGCUCCACGGACGCGCGCACCAUCCUCUGGAGCACGUGCACGGGCGCAGCCGUGGCCGCGCUGGAGCACCCGGCGCGCGCUCCCGUUCGAGUCUGCGCGUUCUCCCCUGACGCGCGCUCCCUGCUGUCCGGCGCGUGCGACGGGACUGUGGCGGUCUGGGAUGUGACGUCAAAGACGCUGCAAAGAUGUGCUAAAGUCAGUGAGGGCAGCGUCCUGGCCUGCUGUUUCUCACCGUGUGGACAGAUGUUCAUCACAGGCUCCAGUCAGGGUGAACUUCAUCUCUGGACGCUGAGUGUGAAGACUUUACACAUGCAGAGAGAAGCUCAUGAUCUGGGAGUCAACUGCUGCCACUUCUGCCCUCAGAUGAGCAUGGAUGGCCAGACAGUCAAGUUUCGAUUGGCCUCUGGUGGGCAGGAUAACAGACUAAGGAUAUGGAUUAUUUCCCAGCAUGCAACAGCAGGUUAUGAGAUGUCACUGCUCUAUACUCUCUCUGCUCAGUCUGCUCCUGUCCUCUGCUGUGCGUUCUCAUUUGACGGACAGCUGCUCGUCUCUGGGUCUGUUGAUAAAACAGUGACCGUAUACGAUGUGAAUCAUGGAGAACUUCUACACACUCUGACGCAGCAUGACAGAUAUGUGACUGCAUGUGCAUUCUCUCCCUGCAUGUUGAUGUUUGCAUCUGGCUCUAUGGAUAAGACGGUGAAUAUCUGGAGAAUUGGAGAUGGAAAUGCUGAAGCAUCUGAACCAUUGAAAAUGUCGGUCCAAGGAAGGAAGUCACUGGGCUACUCCAGAACGCUGGUCAGCGAUUGGUCAGAGGAGGAUGUGAGCGAGUGGCUCUGUGAUGAAGGAUUUGAAGCUCUGGUGGACACGUUUAGGGCCCACAACAUUGACGGGGCCGAACUCAUCAGCUUAAACACAGAGACACUGACCACUGAGUUUAACAUUGAGUCGGUGGGUCUCCGGGGUCGAGUCCUGAGGAAGAUUAAGGAUCUGAGAUCUUCACUGAUGGACUCUGAUGUUCCUGAUGAGUUCCUCUGUCCCAUCACCAGAGAGCUCAUGAAGGACCCCGUCAUCGCUGCAGAUGGAUUUUCCUAUGAAAGAGAGGCGAUGGAGAGCUGGAUCAACACUCCCAAUCGCUCCAGCCCGAUGACCAACCUGCCUUUGCAAACCACGCUACUGACCGCCAACAGAAGCCUGAAGACGGCCAUACAGCGCUGGAAGAGCAGCCACUGAGCGAACAUUUUAAUAAACUAAAGAACCUUUAUAGAACGGAAAGAUUCCAUGGAUCUUUAAAGGGGUCAUGAACUGCCUUUGUUUUUUAUUUUGUACGGUUCUCUGAGGUCCACUUAGUGUUAUCAAGAUUUUUACAUUAAAAAAACAGCAUAAUUUAGAGGUUUUAACCCCCCUCAUCAGAACGCUCUGUUUUAAUGGGCGUGGCGGAUUGUAGACUCUGAAGUAAACGCCCACAGCUAUGAUUGGCUAACAGUUGUGUGACAGCCUGCGUCCUUCACGGAUGGAUGCUGCAGUGAUUUAGGUCAAAAAUGCAUAAAUGCUCAGUACAUAUCAAACGAUCUGUUUAACAGACAAAGCAAUAGUGAUCAUGUAAUGAAAACAGUUACGCACACUUGUCGGAUCCAAUAUAGUCGGCACAGUAUCGUCGUUUAGUUUAGUUACAGGAUGUUUUAUAAUACAAUGACUUCUUCCCUUGUCAAAAGAUCAAGGGAGUUUUGAUUUCUCAGUUCAUGACCCCUUUAAGGUUCUUCAUGGAAUCAUGAAUCUGAUAAAGAAUCUUUACUUUUAGCAUUGUAGAUAAAAAAGGUCUUGUCUUCAAUGCUGAAUUAAUUCUCAUUGACAUUAAAUGUAAGAACUGACGCUUUAAUAAUCCAAGUAUCAGUACGACAUCAACAGAUUUUCUCCUACAACAACUUCAAGCAUUUUGCUUUGUUCAUGUUUAUCACUUUACAAGCGUUACUGUUUUACUAGUUCACACAGCUCUGUCUGUAUGAUGGUCUCAAUAGAGUUGUUCAGCUGAGGGUAAUUUGAGGCUUUCGGGUUGAACAGGCGCUGCAGAAGUCAAGCUAAUGUACCUUGAUUUGAAUAGAGCCGUUCAACAGAGGUCAGAAAGACAUUUAACUGCGUAAAUGCAUUUCUACUCAAAAUAGCUCAUGGACAGAACAUUGCUGAGCAUUCUGGGAAAAGCUUUUACCAGUUGAUUCCACAAUCAUAAAGCUAACAUGUCGGUGCCCAAACACUCAUGAAUAAAAUAUAUAACACAACUACCAACACUGACUGAUUUUGCUUCUCAUGAGCUUUUUGAUUUUAAUGCUUCUUUAAAGCUUCAGAUUAAUGCAGACAAAUACAUUUUGCUAAUUGUGCUACUUAGUUUUAAAAAAUAUAUAUUUUGGCUAUAGUAAAAAAAAAAAAACACAUGGAAACUUCGGUUUAUGGCUUUAAUAUUGUGUGAGAAAUAAAACGUAAUAUUAAAUGUGGGCUGUAAAGUAUGCUGAAGCCUGCUAGUGUGCAUAUAUUUGACAGGUUUUGUUUCUUUUUCUAGUGGGACUUUUAUUUCCUGAAAUGGAAAACUUAUUUUUAAUACAAAGUGCAUAAGUGAUCACAAUCCAUGAGACACCAGGGGCCCGUUUCAAUAAGGAGGUUCAACCAACUCUGAGUUUAAACUUGAACUCUGAGUUGACUUACCGUGAGACAGGAAACUCUGAGUUUUCGGUUUCAGAACGGCUGAAUUGUGUUAGUUUAUUCAACUCUGAGUAGGUUGAGUCUGAGUUUAGCGCAUGCACCACGACUCAGAAAAGUCAUGACCAGUGGAGCUCCAAAAUUAUGAUUCACCAUGGCAACGGCUCCCGCCAAAAAGACAUUCGCAUACUUUCGAGUCAAUGCGUAACUUUGAUUCUUAAUAACUGUCAAUAACUGUUAUAAUAUCAGAAUAAAAUGAACUACUGACUUGUCGACAGCAAGAAGGCAGAGGAAGAACCUGCAGCAGAACCACUGAUAGAUGAAGAGAUGGUCAUGUAUUGGAAGAAUUUUAAAAUCCUGUAUGAAGAAUAACUUUUGCUUUUGUAUUUGUA